Microtus oregoni (creeping vole) is the source of this 1667-nucleotide messenger RNA. Its product is annotated as cytochrome P450 2D10-like. The transcript is spliced from 9 exons. Gene Ontology annotation, cellular component: cytoplasm; intracellular membrane-bounded organelle. The coding region runs from base 88 to 1602 and encodes 504 amino acids. NCBI's taxonomy places the organism in Eukaryota, Metazoa, Chordata, Mammalia, Rodentia, Cricetidae. Gene Ontology annotation, biological process: xenobiotic metabolic process; arachidonate metabolic process. Gene Ontology annotation, molecular function: heme binding; iron ion binding; oxidoreductase activity, acting on paired donors, with incorporation or reduction of molecular oxygen, reduced flavin or flavoprotein as one donor, and incorporation of one atom of oxygen. The record is from RefSeq and is a predicted model, not a curated record.
CAGAGAGUUCUUACUGUUUCCAGGUGGCUUGAGUAAAGAUUCCAAGGUUUUCUCAAAGAGCAAAGAAACUCAGUGAGACAGCCAGCCAUGGGGCUGCUGGCUGGGGAUGGCCUGUGGUCUGUGGCUAUAUUCACAGUCAUCUUCCUGCUUCUGGUAGACCUGAUGCAUCGGCGCCGGCGCCGGACUGCCUGCUACCCGCCAGGCCCUGUGACAGUGCCAGUACUUGGCAACCUGCUGCAGCUGGACUUCCAGAACAUUCAAUAUAGCAUGUACAAGCUUCAAAACCGCUAUGGUGACGUGUUCAGCCUGCAGAUGGCCUGGAAGCCCGUGGUUGUGAUCAAUGGACUGAAGGCGGUGCGGGAAGUGCUGGUGACCUGUGGAGAGGACACUGCUGACCGCCCUUCAGUACCCAUCUUUGAAUACCUGGGUUUUAAGCCCAGAUCCCAAGGUGUGGUUCUUGCAUCGUAUGGGCCUGAAUGGCGAGAGCAGCGGCGAUUCUCUGUGUCCACCCUGCGCAACUUCGGCCUGGGCAAGAAAUCACUGGAGCAGUGGGUGACAGGGGAGGCAGGCCACUUAUGUGACGCCUUCGCCGACCAGGCUGGGUGUCCCUUCAAUCCCAGCACCUUGCUGAACAAGUCUGUAUGCAAUGUGAUCGCGUCCCUCAUUUUUGCUCGUCGCUUCGAGUACGAAGACUCCGACCUCACUAGAAUGCUGACACUAAUAGGAGAAAGUUUGAAAGAGGUCUCUGGCAUCAUUCCUGAGGUUCUGAACUCAUUUCCGAUGCUCCUGCGCAUCCCAGGGCUGGGUAACAAGGUCUUUGAAGGUCAGAAGAACUUCGUGGCCAUGGUGGAUAACCUGUUGACUGAGAAUAGGAGGACCAGGGACCCUGAAAAGCCACCCCGGAACCUAACUGAUGCCUUCCUGGCAGAGAUGGAGAAGGCCAAGGGAAACCCUGAGAGCAGCUUCAAUGAUGAGAACCUGCGCAUGGUGGUGGGUGACCUGUUUGGUGCAGGGAUGGUGACCACCUCAACCACACUGUCCUGGGCCCUGCUGCUCAUGAUCCUACACCCGGAUGUGCAGAGCCGCGUCCAACAGGAGAUCGAUGAAGUCAUAGGGCAGGCGCGGCGUCCAGAGAUGGCAGACCAGGCCCGCAUGCCCUACACCAAUGCUGUCAUUCAUGAGGUGCAGCGCUUUGGGGACAUCUCCCCAUUGAACUUGCCACGUAUAACAUCCCGUGACAUUGAAGUACAGGGCUUCCUCAUCCCCAAGGGGACGACCCUCAUCGUCAACCUGUCCUCAGUGCUGAAGGAUGAGACUAUCUGGGAGAAGCCCCUCCGCUUCCAUCCUGAGCACUUCCUGGAUGCCCAGGGCCGCUUUGUGAAACAUGAGGCCUUCAUGCCAUUCUCAGCAGGUCGCCGAGCUUGCCUGGGGGAGCCCCUGGCCCGCAUGGAGCUCUUCCUCUUUUUCACCUGCCUCCUGCAGCGCUUUAACUUCUCCCUGCCCAGUGGACAGCCCCGACCCAGUGACUAUGGCAAUUUCCCAAUUCCAGUUGCCCCCUCCCCCUACCAACUCUGUGCUGUGAUGCGCCAGCAGGGACACUAAUUCCAGUCCUUUUCUGUAACUAGGGCUGAACCAUGAACAAUAAACCAGUCUGGUAGCUGCCGCUA